Messenger RNA from Cotesia congregata, 615 nucleotides. The record is from the annotation of a GenBank genome assembly. Lineage: Eukaryota; Metazoa; Arthropoda; Insecta; Hymenoptera; Braconidae.
AUGUCUUAUACGAGAGACCAAAGGAUAGAAUUUAUUGAAAGCGUUAAACGACGGCCUCUUUUGUAUAACGCCAAUGACGAUUUUUAUCAUGAUCGAGGUGAAACGCCUAGAGCGUGGGCAGAAGUUGUAAAAGAGUGCAAUUUUAUUAAGACAGUUGACAAAGCUAAAGCACUUUGGAGUAGGCUACGUACAUCGUACGUAGAACACAUAAAUAGUCCUGAUAAAAAAAAGUGCAAAUUCGUCAACGAAUUAAGCUUUCUUUCAUCACAAAAUUGUCUCAAUAUCGAAGAACCCAACACAACUGAUGAUCAAGUACUAAAUAUGCCUAAAACUGAAAAAUGUAAUAACGAAGACGAUUCUGAAGAUAAUAAAGUUCAAAAUGAUCAGGUGGACAGUCACACAGCCUCAUCAUCAAACUCUACUAUGUCGAAUAACGAUACCAAUGAUGCAACAGCAACUUGUUCAUACGAACCAAAUAAUGAUCAAGAUGAUUUGACGCAAUUUUUCAAUUCUUUAUGUGUAACUGCGAAAAAGUUACCUAAGAAAGCACAGCAAGAUAUUAAAGAGAAACUUUUUCAAAUAGUCAACCGUGAUCUAGAACAAAAUGAUCCUUGA